This is a messenger RNA of Xyrichtys novacula (pearly razorfish), 657 nucleotides long. NCBI's taxonomy places the organism in Eukaryota, Metazoa, Chordata, Actinopteri, Labriformes, Labridae. The record is from the annotation of a GenBank genome assembly.
AUGGUAUUUCUAACAACCAAAAUGAUGCAAAGGACGGCACUCUUUGUGACACUGGGGGGUUUGGUCACCUCUCUGAUCACCACUUUUCUUCCUCUGUGGAAGACGAUGAACUCGGACCUGAACGAGGUGGAGAACUGGUUCUCAGGACUGUGGCAUAUGUGUCUCUACACAGAGGAGGUCGGGAUUCAGUGCAAGGCUUACGAGACCCUCAUGGGACUGCCAAUGGACCUGCAGAUCUCCAGGGUGCUCAUGUUGGUGUCUGUAGGAACUGGAUUUUUGGCUCUGUUGGCUGCUUUUGCAGGACUGGAUGGGGUGGAGAUGUGUGCAGGGAAGCCUGACCUGAAGAGGCAGUUACUGGUUCUGGGUGGAGUUCUGUCUUGGGUAUCGGGGCUCACCACUCUGGCUCCUGUAUCCAUUGUCGCAUACUCAACGGUGGUUGAGUUCUGGGAUGAGGGGUUUCCCGAUGUGAUGCCUCGCUGGGAGUAUGGAGAGGCCAUGUUCUCUGGAUGGUUCGGAGGAUUGGCUCUGGUCAUUGGAGGGACUCUGUUCUUCGUGGCUGUGUGUAUGAGGAAAUCUGAGCAGAGACCACCAAGAGUGCCAAACAGUCUACCACUGAAGCACAGGACCAAGAACUACCUGAAGACUGAGGUGUUAUAG